AUGUCGAUUUGGGAUAAACUCACCGGCCGGAAGUCGUCCUCUUCAACGACGUUCUCGAGCGCAUCUCCAACCUCAAACGCCCCUGCCGACACUUUCCAGCCUACUCCGUUCGAUCCUCAAGAAGCGCAAGAUGUGUCGUCUUUCCUCACAGGACCUUCCUUCGUCGAUCCCUCACAAUUGCAUCCUCUCGCGGGCUUAAAUCAACAGGCCCUGGACUACUUAUCUCUCGAAGACUCGGCGUUGUCAGAUCUGCCUGGGUCGCAAUCAGCUCUUCCGUCGCGAGGGUGGUCGGAUGAUUUAUGUUAUGGCACUGGUGUUACUUACCUCACUGCGUUGACCGUUGGAGGAGCUUGGGGGUUGCAAGAAGGAUUGAGGCGGUCACAUAACCAACCACCGAAGUUGAGGUUGAACUCGGUGUUGAAUGCUGUGACGAGGAGAGGACCGUUCUUGGGAAACUCGGCUGGUGUGAUAGCCAUGGUGUACAAUGGUUUCAACUCUUUUAUUGGGCAUAUGCGGGGGAAACAUGAUUCGGCAAACAGUAUUGUGGCAGGCGCUUUGAGUGGAAUGCUCUUCAAGAGCACAAGGGGUAUUAGACCCAUGAUGAUUUCUGGAGGAAUUGUAGCUACGGUGGCAGGUGCAUGGGCUGUAACAAGAAAGGCGUUGUUUUGA
Hyaloscypha bicolor E is the source of this 669-nucleotide messenger RNA. Its product is annotated as Tim17-domain-containing protein. Bases 1 to 669 code for a protein of 222 amino acids. The transcript is spliced from 2 exons. Gene Ontology annotation, biological process: protein import into mitochondrial matrix. Gene Ontology annotation, cellular component: mitochondrial inner membrane; TIM23 mitochondrial import inner membrane translocase complex. The record is from RefSeq and is a predicted model, not a curated record. Gene Ontology annotation, molecular function: transmembrane protein transporter activity. Lineage: Eukaryota; Fungi; Ascomycota; Leotiomycetes; Helotiales; Hyaloscyphaceae.